UUCCACUCCCCCUAAAUAAACCCAAAAUAAACAAAGUCUCUGAAUGUAUAACAUCAAUUAAACCAACCUUCUCUCCUUCAUUUCCUCCAAUUAUAGGGUGGAGCAAACCAUAGAGUUCCCCAAAUCCAAACCAGAUAAAUAUAACAUCUCAAAUUUAAUCUUCUAUUCCACUAUUCUCGGAUCACCAACAAAACUUUACCAUUAAAAAAAAAAAACCCUCAUUUUUCGGUUAUUUUCAUUCUCUUUCUGUUAUAACAAACUUUUCCUCAUCUUAUUCAUUUCCGUUACAAGGUACCGUUAUGGUACCGACGGAAGAUAAGGCUUAGCUCUAACAAAACAAUAAAAAAUUCAGAGCUACUUUAUCUUCCGUUUCUUUCAACAAUAACAACAACACUCAGAUAUUUUUUAAUAUUUUAUCUGAGAUAUAUUACAUUAGUCUCUGCAGUUACACGUAGAAGAAAUUAAUUUUCUCUCUGAUUCAAAUUGUUAGUUAUUAUGUCGACUAAGGUUAUUCUUCGACCAGCCGGAUCAUCGAUCCGGCGACAAGCGCUUCUACAAAGCAAAAGUUCUGCCAAAGCAAGCACACAUCUCGGUGAAGCUGUUGGAGGAACCGCCGCAGUGUGUUGCUGUUGUCCAUUUGCUUUGGCAAAUGUUGUUUACUUAACCAUCUACAAAGUUCCGGCUACGAUUUGUCAGAGAGUAUUGAAAAAGAGUAAGCAGCGUCGUCACCGACGUGUUAAAUCGGCAGGAGAUGUGAUGUAUCCGGCGAAACGUCGUUGCACGUGUGGAUGUUGUGAUGAAGUUGGAGUACUUGUUCAUCCGACUUGUAGUGAUGAUGAGAUGGAUUUAGAUGGAGGUGUGAAAAGUGAAAGUGUGGGUGUAGAAGAAGAUAAAGAUGUUAUGGAAUUGGAGAAAGAGAUGUGGGAAACUUUUUAUGGUACUGGAUUUUGGAGAAGUUCUUCUCAAAGAAAUAAAGAUUCUUCUUCAUCUUUUUCAUCUUCUUCAUCUCCAAGGAUGUUGAGUGUUAAUUUUUCUCCUCAGAAUUUUCAGGUUCUUACCGUACCAUUACCAGCCUUGUAAUCAAAUAAAAAAAUGAAGUGAAAUCAGUAUUUCUUUUUGACUAAAGAAAUCAAUAUUUCUAGUGAAAUAUUUGUUAAAUUUGUGUAUGUUUUCUUUUCACAAAUAUAUAACAAUGUUUUUGCAGAGUUAA
Molecule: messenger RNA, 1210 nt
Organism: Trifolium pratense (red clover)
Lineage: Eukaryota; Viridiplantae; Streptophyta; Magnoliopsida; Fabales; Fabaceae
Exons: 1
Coding region: 496-1080 (194 amino acids)
Source: RefSeq, a predicted model, not a curated record